AUGAGUUUCAUGGAUGAUAUAAUGGAAGUUGAAUAAAAUGAUGGAAAGCUUCAAGAAGUUCAUCAACAGAAUAGAUUCUUGCAUUCUAAGAGAAUGAUAAUAGUGGAUGAGAAAUGCUAAGCAAUUGUUCCUGAUAAACCAGAAAAGACUUUGGAUAAAUUUAUUAAGCAUGUAAAUAUGAAUUAUUAUGAUAAGAGGCAAAGUUUGACAUUUCAAACAGAAAAAAUUGAAAAGCUUGAGAACAUAGAUGAUUAUCUACUUUUUGCAUAAUCCUUAAUUUUGAACUAAGUAGAUGAAUCGACAAUAGAGGAUCCAAAAAAGAAAAGUAAGGGAUUUAGUGGUGAUGGAUUGAUUUUAAGUGGUUUAUCUAUCACUUAAGAAUAAGUAAAUGAAAGAGCAUUAAUGUUUUUAAAGACAAUGGAUUAUAAUGUAAUAAAAGCAAAGUUUUAUUUAUUAUUUCCAAGUUUAUUAGUUUAUAAUCAAUAUAAACAUAGACAUGCAUUAUAAUUCACAGAUGAAUAUAUGAAUGAAAAAAUUGAAUUGUAUAUUAGCAAAUUGAAUGAAGAUAAAAUGAUGUAACAAAAUAAAUGGAAAUAGGAUCUUAUGGAUAUGAUAAAUAGCAAAUAAAAAGUUCAUUUGGCUUAAUUGUAAAACUUAUUAGAAUAAGGAUAAUAAUUUAAAUAUGAAGUUCCUGAAUCAAUAAAAACAAUUCAUGCAACAUCGAUAUAAAUAUAAAGAUAAAUAUAUAAAUUAUUAAAAGAAAAAUAAACUUUAGAAAAAUUAAGGUAAAGCUUAGAAAAAUUUGAAGAAUAAAUACCUAUUAUUACACCUGAAAUAUAAUAUUUAAAAGAUUAAGUUUAAAAAUCAGAAAUUUUUUAUUAAAAAUUAUUGAAACUUCCUAUUUCACUUGAGGAUAAUGAUAAUUAUGAUGAAAUUUUUGAAAGUCUUAUCUGUGAUUCUCAAUCUCACAAAAUUCAAUUAAAAAUUCUUGCAAAUUAUAAUCAAGAAUAUAAAUAACUUCCAAUUGAAAUAAAAGCAUUUGAAUCAUUACACAAAAGAUUAUAUGAAUUUGUUUUAGAUCUAGUUGAAAAGAUUAGUAAAUUUACAAAAAUUCAAUAUACUAAAACAAGGCUAGGAUAAUAUAUAUCAAAUUAAGGAGAAAAAACAGAAAAGAUGACAUUAUCCUAAGCAGGAAUUUUUAAUCAAUAGAUAUUAAAAUUAAUCGUGACUUGUGAUGAUUUUGAUUAUUUUAAUGAAUUAUAUUAAUAAGCCUUGGAAUUGAAUGAAAAAGCAAAAUAAUAAAUAGAUGACCCUGAAAUGUAAUAAAAAUUACUAGGUGAAGUGUUAGAUUGUCCUUUCUAUUUAGAUGUCCAAGAAAGGUUAUAAAGUAUGAUAGAUUACACAUAAAUAUUGGAUUCUAUUAAAUAAAAAAUGUCUGAAAGAUAACAUCAAAUUGCAAAUUAAUAAAUACUAAUGCUAUUAAGUAGAGGUAUUAUUAAUGAUGAAUUGAAAAUUCUUUAAACUUAAACAUUAAGAGUAUUAGAAUGGAACUAAUUAGCAGAAGAAAUAAUAAACUAUCAUUAAAAUAUAUCACUUAUUGAUGUAUAUGAUGAAAAUUUUGAAUUAUAAUAAUAUCCAAAUACUCUUUUUAAUCCUGAACAAGAUAUUAUUAAUUAGUUGGAUCAAGAAAAAGUUUAGGAAAUCAUAUAGAUAUCAGAAAGAAUGUAAAUUUGGAAAGAUUAAUUGAUUUCUUUAAUUGAUUGUAAAUAAGUCUAAUCAACAAGAAAAAAUAAUUAAAAUAAAACAUUUAAUAAAUUAUGGGAACUAUUUAAAGAAGGAUUAAGAUACAGAUAAGAAUUUACUCUAAUGACAAAAGUUAGAGAUAUAAUAAUUUAGAUUUUAGAUUGGCAUGCACAAGUUUAUAUGAUAAAAUAGACUUUAAGGGUAAAUGAUGAUUAAUGUUAGUAAAUUGAUGGAAUUGAAACUAUUUGUAAAUUAUAUAUAUAAAGAAAUGGAACAUAACAUACUUAAGAUUAAAUUGAAAAAUUGUAAAAGUUCCAAUCUCCCUUUUUAAGUGGAUCUAAAGAUUUAUAAAUAAUUUAAGCAUUAAUUUUACAUACAGAAAAAUGGAAUAAAGAUGCAAAAGAAGUUAUUUAAACACAAAAUUAAGAAUAAAUUAAAAGUCUACUGGAUGAAUCUUUGAAAUUACCAGUUGAUGAAUUAUUAGUUAAGGAAUUAUAGAGUUUACAUGCAUCAAAUUAAAAAGUAAAUUGGAUAUUAUCAACAAUUGCUACAUCAGAUCCACUAUUUGAUUAAAUCUUAUAAGCAUUAUAAAAUGAUGAAUCAAUAAAAUAAUUGAAAGAAGAAAUGAUGGCAAUUUAUGCUGAAAAUUCUUAGAAUAAAAAAAAGAAGGAAGGUAUGAAAGUAUCUAAAAUGGCUUAAAAUUUCUUUUUGAAUUUUCAAAAUACCAUUAAUAGUUAUUUAGGAUAGUUGUCUCAAUUAGAUGAAAACAAAUUAAAGAAAUUAUAGCCUAUAAGAAUUCAAAGAUUAAAAGAAUAUCAAAAAGAAGUUUAAAAUGAGGAUAUUAAUAAAUAGAUUGAAGAUUGGAUAUAAUAAUAUUAAUGUUGGUAGACUUAAAUAACCAAUUUAAAUGAUUAAUAAUAAUAAAAAAAAAAGAAAAAGGGAAAAGACUAAGAAUCUUAGCAGGAAUUUUAUUCUUUAACAGGAGAUUUGUUAUAUUAUUUUAAAGUUCCUGAAUUACUUUGUCUGGUACUUUAAGGAAUUGAAAAGAAUUAUAUUAGCCAAGAAUUAAUAUGUUCAAUUGAAAAAUUAGUUACAAUAAAUAAAUAAUCAUAAAUAGCUUUAUCUGUUUAAAGUGUAAAAGAAGUAUCUUAUUAUUCUGAGGUAUUUAUGCCAUAAUUUUAUGUGAUGGCAAAGAAAUUUAGAGUAAUAAAUAAUUGGAUGCAAAUGGCAUCUGAUAUGAUUAAUGAUAUUCCAAGACUAAAAAAUAUAAUCAUGAUAUAAAAAUUGAAGCCUUUCCUUGAAUAUCUUGAAUAAUUGCAACCUUAAGAAUUUAAGAUGUCAAAAUCUGCUUAAUAAUAAUAACAAUAAUAACAAUAAUAAUAACAAUAACAAUAAUAUUAAUAACAAUAAUAAUAAUAAUAAUAGUAAUAAUAGUAAUAACCUUCUUAAUUAUUUAAUUAGUCUUAAAAUUCAAUCAUAUAAACUUAAUCUAACAUUAAAAAGAAAAUAUAAAAACCUAUAAUUAAAUUAAAAAAUAAAUCUCAAGAAGAAUCAUAACCAAUCUAUGAUUAGGAAAGUUAAUCAAAGCAUUCUAAAAGAGUGAAAUAAAUUUCAAGAUUAAUGAGAGAUGAUAAUAUAGCAUUUUAUGAUGCGAAUGUUCCUUUAGGAAAAGCCUUUAGAUCAUCUCCUAAUGAUUGUAUUUCUUCUGACCCUGUUAUGCAAGCAUUAAAAAAACCUAUUACAUAAAAAAGAAGUUAUAAGAAAGGAUUUAAUAGAAAAGCAUCUCCCAAUUUAAUAGUGGAAUAUAAUAGUUCUAAUUUUUUGGAUUAAGUUAAAAAUUCAUCUUAAGAAUUAUUGAAUCUAUAUAGUUAAGAUGAAAUUUAUUGUACAUGUCGACAAGGAGGAGAAUCAGCCAUAACAGAAUUUUAGAUCUUAAAAAGUUUACAUGAAAAAAAUGUGGAAUAAUUCUACAAUUAUCAUACUAAAUUAUAGUAAUAAGUUAAAUUUAUGAUAUAUUGUGACAAUUGUGAAGAAUGGUAUCAUUAUGAAUGUAUGGGUAUUAAAAAAUAAAGAGAAUAACAAUAAGAUAAAUACAAUUGCAGAAGUAUAUAAAAUAUAUAAUAUUAGUUUGUCUGUAGAAAAAUAAUAUUCCAUUUUUAAUACUUAAUGAAAAUUUAUGGGAUCAAUAUAUUGAUUAAGAAAGUGAUUUAUAUGAAGAGUAUUAAAAACAUAAAAUGUAAUUUGAAAAAAAUAUUCUUCCAAAUUCAGGUGAUUAUAUUUAUAGUCAAUUUUUAUUGCCAACCAUUGAAGAAUUCAAAGAAUUUAUUAAAAUUGGUUAAAAAUUGCCUGUUUAAUUGGUUGAACUUGAAGUACUUGAACUAUUAGAAUAACGAGUUGAUGGAUGGAUAUUAAGAUAUGAAGACCAUAAAAAUCUUAAUCUUCCAUAAUUAAUUGCUCUUUAUUCAGAAAGCUAAUGGUUGCCAAUUUAAUUACCAUAAUCAAAACAUUUAUUAUCUCUCAUUAGUUAAAAAGAAUUUUUAAAUACUGCUAAUGAAUUAUUAUAAAGCAAAGCUACAUUUAAAACAAAAUAAUUAAAAAAAUUAUAAUAGGAAAAAACAGAAUAAUUAUAUUUCCUAAUCAAAGAAUAAUAUCCAGAAUAACUAUCAGAAAUAGAUCAUUAAACUGUAAAGACUAUCUAAAUGUUAAGAAUUUAAGCUGAACUCAAUAAUUAAUUAUAAUAACAAUUAAAAUAGUAACUAACUUUUGAAUAAUAUGAAUAGUUGGCAAAUUAGUUUGAAAAAGAACUUAAAAAUCAUAUACUUUCAAAUGAUAUUAAAUUUUCCCUUCCAAAAUUAACUGAAUUAAGGUAGCAAAUAACUAAACUUUAAUAAUGGAAUGCUGAAAUUUUGGCUAUUUUUAAAGAUAUAGAUGAUAUUUAUACUACAAAUGUAAAAUUUAUUAUAAAUUUUUAAGUUAAGUUAAUCGCAUUAUGAUAGCAAACCUAAUUUAUCAGAAAUUUAAGUCAAAUUAAAAGAGUAUGAAAUGAUUUCAAUUAAAGUUCCUAAUUAAUGUUAUGAAUUUGUCAAAGCACUUUAAUCUAAAGCAGAAGAAUUAAUUUAUAAUGUAGAUUAAAAUUUGUCUGAAUUAUCAUAAGAUGAAUAAUUUGAAUUAGUUAAAACUGUUUAUUUAUUGAAGUGUAAAAUUCCUUAAUUUAAAGAACUCCUCUUAAGCAAGUAAUUACUUUUUUUUAUUUUUGUAGGCUUCAUAAGGAUGUAUAAAUUAGAGUAGUUUAAUGGUUGCCUUAAUAAAAAUCUGGAUUUUAUUGA
Paramecium sonneborni is the source of this 5069-nucleotide messenger RNA. NCBI's taxonomy places the organism in Eukaryota, Ciliophora, Oligohymenophorea, Peniculida, Parameciidae. The record is from the annotation of a GenBank genome assembly.